Messenger RNA from Leptomonas pyrrhocoris, 5997 nucleotides. RefSeq lists its product as hypothetical. Bases 1534 to 5997 code for a protein of 1487 amino acids. The transcript has a single exon. NCBI's taxonomy places the organism in Eukaryota, Euglenozoa, Kinetoplastea, Trypanosomatida, Trypanosomatidae. The record is from RefSeq and is a predicted model, not a curated record.
GAUGACACAAGUAUGCAUAGCUGUUGCGAUUCUCUAUUAUUUGCCCAUUGUUUUUCCAUUUCUUCGUCUUCUCCGUAACAAGCUCUUUGAGAAUCCUCCCCGCAGUUAAGUUGUUCGAAAGCAGGAACGUGACGCUGCUAUACCGCAGUCCGUUUUGACGUCAAAAGAAAGGCUUUUCCAAGCGCGUGUCGUCCGUCAAAGACUCGUGGCUCACACCUGGCGAAACAUCUACAGUCGAUUUGAAAAUUGUGGUUCAGACUCGCUGAAUACGUCGGAGGCACGUAAAAGAUUCUCUUUGCUUUGAACGCCUGCAUUUGGUUGAUGCGAUCAACGCGAUCUGCGUUUUUACCCCACUCUCCUUUAUGCCGUCUCCCUGCUUUCUACGUUGAGGUUUCUCUUUCUUUCAUAGUUGCCGUUUCUUUCCUUCUUCGUUGGUUUUCGAAGUUUACUUCUCCGGUAUUGUAUUAUCAUUUUCAUAGACCCACUUAACAAGCCUGCAUUCGCCACCAUUAACGCACGCAGACGGAGCUACCUGCAAGCACCGUGAAGCGGCACGACUUUUCAUUGUUUUUUCCCCCUUUUGGUUGUUCACUUACACACACACACGCAGACACACGUCUGUUUCGGGCUCCUCUGCUGAAUACACUGUUCAGAGAACCGCUGCAUACUGGCGUAUCACGACGACAACGAUUACGAUUUCCGUUUCUUUUUCACUGUAUUGCUAUCUCUUGCCUCUUCAUUAGUUGUGGCCCUGCUCGAAGUUGACGUGCAGCGGACCGUGUUUUGUUCCGCUCUCCCAAUUGGAAAAAUAGAAAAAGAAAAGCCGACAAAGUUUUCUUUUGGAAGCGUUGAAGAAGGCAACGACGUUCGAACUCAGCGUUUUUUUUUUCUUCUUCUGUUCUUUUUUUUGUUAAGUCUCGCAUCGUUUUUCUGCUUAUCGUUGAAGUAUUAUUCGUACCUUCUCCAACAUAUUGGUCAGUUUGUACACACGAGCAAAAGAACUUUCGCCUCCCUCUCUCUCGGGCGAACUUUUUUCGGAGAGCACAUUUCCAUCGGUAAGAAGUGGAGACGAACUACUUAAAAAGUCCAUAUUUAAUAAGCGGAACAACUCUUUCCCGUAUCACUGUUAUUUCGCCUCGUUAACGUUUCCUGUGUCUUCCCUUUUUCUUUUGCAAUACUGCUGCAGUGGCUGUUGUUAUCGUUGUAGAAUUCUAGCGUUUCUGCUGUCUUUCACCUCCUUUUUUCGCACGACGCAGUUGAGACUUCCUUGCCGUGCAGCGAGAGCGAUACUGAGGAUAAGCCGUUGCUGUAGAGCUGAACAGUUUUAUUGCCACACCACGUCCGCUGCACAAAAAAAUUUAACGGAAAAAGAUAGGAAAAGGGAAGGAAAAUAUAAUGUCGUCGUCUGUGCAGAGCUCCACAGCCGCAAGCCGGCCUCGACUUGCAAUGGCGCAUGCCGCGGCGCGUCCGCCGUGUUCCUCGCAAAGGUCGUCUAUUGCGCAAUCACCACCGCUAUCACCACCACCAACAACAAUGCAAAACCCGCCUAAAAUGGUGCACAAACAGCACCACGCGCAGCAGCAGCAGCAGCAGCAGCAGCGCCGUUCCUCGCCGGCGUUGACGCGGCAAGAAAUCGAAGCGGCGGUGCAGGACCGUGUCAAGCGCACCGCACCGUACAUCAAACCAGGCGCUGUCGUUGUGUACGAGUUCCUUGAUGAGGCGCAGGAAUGGCACUGGUCGCUGGGAACGGUGCAGAGGGCCAACCCACACGUCGUAACGCUCGCAGAGUGGAGCUGCGAAUUUGAUGGCCUGGACAAGAGUGUGAUGGCGACUUUGGGCAAGGAGGAGGCGCGUAUCCGGCGGGAAAUGGAAGACCACCAGGCUACCAUUCUUGCCCUCCGCUCAGAGUUGGGUGCGGUGCGCACGCACAACGAAUCGGAGAUGAACGCUGCCCGUGACGCGAUUGAGGAACGCCGCCGCGGGAUGGAAGCCACGACGGACGCUCUAGACCGGUGUGCUCAACGCGGGGUGGCCCUGCGCCUCAAUUGCGGUAUUGACGAGGAUGACGUCCUGGCGGCUGUCCUGCGCGCUGCGUUGAGUAUUGUGGAGGAUUACGUCCCAGUUGAGCCGCUGCCGUGGGACGUGAUCUGGGCGACCGUCUGCGAUCCCGUCUUUCUGCAGCGCUGCGUCAACUACGACGCUGGCUAUGACAUGAGUGUGGAACAGAGGGACGACAUCGUGGCAUGCUACGUGGACUCGCAGCUCAUCACGGAGGCGAAGGUGCGCCGGGCAGCUGCGCAGAUGGCGAUGAAGUCGCCUGACUUAAACGAGGUGCUGUGCGCCACCGCCAGCUGGGUUUUUACGCAACUCUCUGCGUUUCGCGUCUACCAGAAGUGCGCCAGUACCCAGUCCUACGCGGACGAACUACAGCAGCAGCUCACGCACCACGUCAACAGCUUGAAGGAAGGGAUCAGGAAGCUGCGCCAGGUUCAGGCACAGCUGCGCGUGCCGAGCGGAGUACCCGGGGACCCGUCCGGAACUUCGUCGACACCUGGCGCCGACACCCACUACACCUUUGUACCGCUGGAGGACUCCACAAUAGAAGUUUUGCGGUGCGCCGUCAUCUGCCCCCUGCCCACUUCGAGCCCAGUGCAGAAAGCAGCGUCGAGCCCGGCCCUGGAAGAAAGCACACCACCAUCCGUGAAGGGAGACGGCUCCUCACGAUCGAGUUCGGCGCCGCCGCUGAAGGGCAGUAGAAACGGAAACCGCACCGGCACCGCCCACGCCCACGCAGCCCCUUCACCGUCGCCAGAGGUCAUUGUGCUCGAUCAAGAGGAAUUGGACGAGAUCGUCAGCCGCGCCACUCAAGACCGCCCACAACUGUUAAAGGCGCUGGACGACUUGCAGCGAGAAUGCGGACGUCUGGAGCGGGAGUUGGCAUUCGUGAAGUCGUUCACCAAGGAGGCGGCCAUACCCCCCGCCGCUUCGCUGCGUAGCGCCACCGCACCCUCGUCCAGGGCGUCGCUUGUGGAGCGUCCGCCGUCGCAGAUGGCGCCAGACGCGGGACACAACGGACGACCGUAUCGCAUUCGCCCAUCUGCUAACGACGACGACUCGGACGGCAGCGACGAAGAGGCGGACACGCGCGCUUUACAGAACGUGCUUCUCGGACUCCACCGCGAUCUGCAAGGAGCGCGCCGCGAAAACGAGCAGUUGAAGCGCUCGCUGGAGCGAGAAGCCCACAAGCACAAAGCCGAGGCGGCAGAACUGGGCCGGCAGCUGCACGCGGUGCGUGCCGAGCACGAAGAUGCAUUGGGUAGGCUGGCUGACGCUAAAAUUCACUGCGAGGCGUUGCAGGCGGAGAACGACGACCUCGAGAAAAGUGUAGCCGACUUGACGGAUCGCAUCCACGCGCACGAGAAGGAGCUGCAGAACGACCCUGGUGAUAUCCGAAGUGCGUCAAAAUCCACCAAGCGUACCGACCCCGACGAGGUAAACGCCACCCCUGCGCCCUCUGAAGUGGACGCGGUUGCAGAUCCCGAUGCGAUGCUUGCAGAAGGCAAGGUACCAUCUCCUGGGCACGACGCAGCGACCGCGCAACCGGCAUGCGUGACGCACCACCGCAAGCACCUCGACGGCGACGGAUGGCCCGAUGCAGUGCGGCACCACCCCGACAGGAUGCAAGCCGCGGUAGCUGUAGAUGCUGCCAACGCGUGUCGUGUGUUGAACGAUGCAAUUACGCACGUGCAAUUCUCGCCAUACGGCUGCACCGCUGAGUUCGACGUUUCUCACGCGCCUGAAAUAGCGCAGCGCACCCUCGAUGAGAAGAUCGAGCAGCGCCCCUUCGACGAAUGUGCGCGUGUGUUGUGUGACGACGAGGAGCAUCGCUCGGCAAAAGAUUUGCUGCACCACCUUGAGGAACGCGAUGCUACAAUACGGGAUUUAGAGCAGCACCUGGAGGAGCUGAAGGCACAGCUCGCUCAACUGAGCGCCGCCGACAACCCUGUUGAGGCCACGAAAGCGGCGGAGCCACCUUCUUCCUUGCCCGAUGCGACAGCUCUCCAAGAAGAACUCGACCACGCACGCCAGGCAAAUGCGUUUCUUCAGGCCAGUGUCGACGAACUCGCUGACAAGCUGCAGGCUGCUAGGGACGAAAAUGCCGACCUUGUGGAUUCGAACAACGCCGUCGUCGCGGAGCUGCGUCAACAGGUGGCAGACACUCAAGAUCAACUCAGCGACGCUGCUCGCUGUCAGCAAAGUAGCGACGCUGAGAUUGCCGACCUGAAGCAGCAGCUGGAGGAGGGUGGUGCCACCGAUCCAGAGCCCCCAAGACACGUCGGCUGUGAUUCAUCAUUCGCGAAAGAGGGUGAAGACUCUUCCCAUGUUCCAUUGGGCCCACAACAGCAUCCCGCGAACACGACUGCAGCAGCAUUGGAUGACCCGCCAGUUGGUGCCGCGAGUGUUGCAGCGUUGCAGCAGAAGUUGGAAGAGGAAGCGGCGACAAACGCUUCCCUCCAGAAAGCGAUGCAGGAUGCUGUGAAAGACAACGCAGAGCUGCGCAACAUAGCAGCGGCAGCCCAAAUUGGCCGAGAGGCCAUCGAGGCCGAAUGCGCCGACCUGCAGAAGAAGCUUCACGACUGCGAGGCGCCACAUUCGCCUUCUGCUCGUGAUCUCGGCCAGCCGGCAGCUGCCAGCAUCAGCAUUGCUGAGAUGAACAAGGGCGACACGGAAGAAGUGCUGCAACAAUUGGCUGCUGCUCAGCAGCGCAAUGCUAAGAAGGAUGCUGAGAUCGCGGACCUGCGCGACCAGCUCGCAGACGCGGAGCAGCGUGCGAAAGAUGCCGAGGACGCGAAGGCUGCGGAGGGCUCCGACAAGGACGCCGAGAUCGCGGACCUGCGCGACCAGCUCGCGGACGCGGAGCAGCGUGCGAAAGAUGCCGAGGACGCGAAGGCUGCGGAGGGCUCCGACAAGGACGCCGAGAUCGCGGACCUGCGCGACCAGCUCGCGGACGCGGAGCAGCGUGCGAAAGAUGCCGAGGACGCGAAGGCCGCGGAGGGCUCCGACAAGGACGCCGAGAUCGCGGACCUGCGCGACCAGCUGGCCAAUGCUGCGGUGCGGGGAAAUGUAGCCGACGCGUAUGAGGACCGCAUUGGUGCGUUGACGGUGGAACUUGAGGCGAUGUCAGCGGAGUGUACAGACACCCUGGAGAAGCUGGAGGAGUGUAUGGCGCUGCUGGAGGAAUCGAGACAAGGUGAGGCUGAGCUGCGAGAGCGGUUAAUGAGCAAAGAGGAUGAGGUGUUCAAACUGAAGUGUCAGCUUGAUUUCGCCCAGAAGGAGCUCGUGGAAAGUGAAGCGAGGAUGGCGGCUCAGGGGCCUGCCGUCGAUCCCCAGGUUUUGUCGGCGCUUGAAGACGAAGUCGCGGUGCUUAGAGUAGACAAGGACGAGCUAGAGGACGCGUUUGCACGACGUAACGAGGAGCACCAGCUGGAGGUGGACGCCCUCAACGACAAGGUGGACGAGCUAACGGCCGAGUUGGAAGACAAGGGUGAGGAUUACGCCAACACGUUGGAGAAACUGGAGGAGUUUGUGGGGCUUUUAGAGACUGCGCGGGCUAGUGAACGUGCCGCGCUGCAGUCCUUGGACGACACAGAGCACGAGUUGGGUGUGCAGCAAGCACAGCACGACGACGAGAUGGCUGCAACUCACCGCAUUAUUGAUGGACUGCGACGCGAACGGAACGACCUGCAGCGACAGUUGAGUGAGCGUGUCGGCGGAGCGUCGCUGGAACCACUUCGGGGGGAGCGCACAGAGGUCCGUUCUCCUCAAAGCGCAACCUUGGGCGGCGAUGAAGAUGAGGGGACAGCUACCUCGGGCACCCUCCGCAGCGCGAUGCAGGCCACACGAGGCAGCAGCUCGACGAUGCGUGAACAAUUGGAGCAGCUCAAACGGGAGAAGGAAGCUCUCUUGUCAGAGUUGGCGAUGAGGGAUGCGGACUAG